This is a messenger RNA of Ictalurus punctatus (channel catfish), 1016 nucleotides long. RefSeq names its product vigilin-like. The record is from RefSeq and is a predicted model, not a curated record. NCBI's taxonomy places the organism in Eukaryota, Metazoa, Chordata, Actinopteri, Siluriformes, Ictaluridae. Gene Ontology annotation, molecular function: RNA binding. The coding region runs from base 1 to 891 and encodes 296 amino acids. The transcript is spliced from 2 exons.
AUGACGUCACGUUCAGAGUUCUAUAAGUUCCCUGAUGCUCCAGUCCGACAUAAUUUCCAUUACAGGCCUUGCCACUCACCUGGACCUAAAGAAGGGCUUCUUGAGCGCAUCAAAGGGCUGCAGGCUGAACUGGAGGAUCGGGCUCUCAGGAGCUUCAAGUUGACCAUCACUGUGGAUCCCAAAUAUCAUCUCAAGAUCAUUGCUCGCAAGGGUGCCAUAAUCACCCAGAUCCAUACUGACCAUGAUGUCAACAUCCAGUUCCCUGAGAAAAAUGACGAGAACCAUGACCAGCUCAGCAUCACCGGCUAUGAGCAGAAUGCUAUAGCAGCACGUGAUGCUAUCCAAGGCAUUGUUGAUGAACUGGAGGAAAUUAUAUCUGAGGACAUUACCUUGGACAGCAGAGUUCAUGCUCGCAUUAUUGGUGCUCGUACCAAGGGUAUCCGCAAAAUCAUGGAUGAAUUUAAAGUUGAUCUUCGGUUUCCUCAGAGCGGAGCUGCAGAUCCCAAUUUGGUUACUGUAACUGGCCGUCCAGAGAUGGUUGAUGAAGCCAUAGAUCAUCUCCUGAACUUGGAAGAGGAAUGUAUGGCUGAUGUGGUGGAAGAUGAGGCCAAGAUGGCCUACAUGAAGCCAUCUGGCACUGCAGCAGCCAAACCUGAGGAACCCCGUGGGCCCUCCAAUGGAUUUGUGGUGAGGGAGGCACCCUGGGCUACCAGCAGUGAGAAGGCCUCUGAUAUGAAUAGCUCCGAGGACUUCCCCAGCUUCGGUACUCCUGUGGCUGCUGCCAAAGCUUCUCCAUGGGGACCAAAGUGUUUUAGAAGUGACCUGUGGUUGGUGGAUGUCUCUGUGAGCAGCAUGCGUCAGUGUGUGUUCAUUCACACUCUCCAGGCCUGAACGCUCUGCGGUCAACCACACUUUCUCGCUCCUAGCACAGAACUAAGAGUUAAGAGAAGUAAAGGCUGAAGGCUGACGGAGGACGACUGAAAGACAUAACCUGAGAUACUUUUUAUCCAACAUAC